Iphiclides podalirius (scarce swallowtail) is the source of this 1026-nucleotide messenger RNA. Lineage: Eukaryota; Metazoa; Arthropoda; Insecta; Lepidoptera; Papilionidae. The record is from the annotation of a GenBank genome assembly.
AUGAGGAGUACGGUGUACAUAGUAGCGCUGUGCGCGGCGCUCGCUGCGUCCGCGCCCGCCCCCGCUCCCGCCCCCGCGCCCGCGCCCGCCCCCGCGCCCGCCCCCGCGCCCGAACCACAACCCGCCGCCAAUCCCGUGCCCUCCGCCGACGACAAGCCUGAAAUCAUCGAGAUUAUUGCUCCCGCUGCCAGCGCGCAAGAAACGCUGGCAACAUUAAACUUGGGAGCGCCUGGCUCCGAGCUCAGCGAACGCAAUAAGCGCACCAUCGGCAUUUUGCGACAGCUGUUCCCAACGCUCACGCAGAUAAUCGAACAAAAGGUACAGCAGCUGACCACCGUUUUGCUGCGAGCGUUUGGGCCACUGUUCCUGCGCCUUUUCCUAGGGGGGAACCGCAACCAAGGCCGCAUGAACGGCGGCACCGUUCAACUGGACGAUGACGACGACGACGAUGACGACGACUCCACCACCACCACCACAACGGAGUCCUCGAGGCGCAAGCGCGCGCUCUAUCUAUUGCCGAACACGGUAGCUGAAGACAACCUGCUCUCUGGCGCCGAGUCACAACAGGCCGAGGUGCGCGUUGCCUUCGGUGAACAACAGCAGCAGCCUGCGGCCGCAGCCGAGGACGACCAGCAGGCCGCCGCGCAAACCAACUCCGCCUCCAUCGACGAGAUCACUCUCGACGAUGCCGACGACACCGAGGAGAACAGAAAUAAGAGAUUCCUGAGCUUCGGAGGCUCCGGUGGGUCCUCAGGCGGUGGAUCCGGCAACUUUUUAUUUGACAUCGUGAGACUGGUGGCCGGCUCAUCGUCCGGUUCGUCGGGAUCCGGCGAGGGCGCGCCGGAAGGCGAAGAUGGCGCCGCGAAGGGCGACAACCUGACCGAGGGCGUGCCCGGCCCGAUCACGCGGCUCUUCAUCAUCGCCAACCGAGGCAUCGCUAACCUCAUACAAGACCUGAUCCUGCGUAUCGCUCAAACCUCUGAGAGAAUAGUUAACUUCAAGGCGCGGCUGAUCACCUCCAUAAUC